Ciona intestinalis (vase tunicate) is the source of this 3002-nucleotide messenger RNA. The record is from RefSeq and is a predicted model, not a curated record. Lineage: Eukaryota; Metazoa; Chordata; Ascidiacea; Phlebobranchia; Cionidae.
AUUCUUGUUAGUUGCAUUAGGUAGAAGGAGUGCCAAACCUCAAGUGACAUAACCCCGAAGUUCUCUGGCAGUGACUAAUAGUGUUCUAAUUCCUUGUAACUAUAGACGGAAAUUUAUACGAGCUAACACACAAUUAUGGCAAAGAGAAAAGAAGUUAUCUUACAGGAAACAUUAAAUACGCAGGAAGCAUGGGAAGUAGCCAUGAACAGUGGUAAACUAUACGUUGUGGAUGCCCAUCAGAAAUGGUGUGGACCUUGCACCGCAAUAGUGGGUAUGCUGAAAAGAAUAAAGAAUGAACUGGGAGAUGACCUUUUGCGAUUUGCAACGGCACAAGUUGAUGUCAUUGAUACUUUAGAACAAUACCGAGGAAAAUGUGAACCAAACUUUCUGUUUUAUGGGGGCGGUGAAUUGGUGGCCGCUGUACGAGGGUGCAAUGCUCCUCUUGUUCAAGAAACUAUACAAGAAACUCUCAAGAAUGAACACAAAAUAUUAAGUGGGGAGAUGGAACGCAAAGUGUUCAGGGAUGUGUAUAGUGACACACCUGACCAGGAGGAGGAAGAGGAAGAUGAGGAGGAGGAAGAGGGAGGAGUGGUAUCCAAGCAGAUCACUGUGGCACUUAUCAAACCUGAUGUCGUACAGAAUGGACAAGUGGAUGAGAUUUUACAAAAGAUAUCAGAAGCAGGGAUUGAGGUGCUUGCUGAUGAGGAGAGGAUGCUCACUGUAGAGGAGGCCAGAGACUUCUACAAAAACAAAGAGGAAGAGGAAUAUUUCGACCAGUUGAUUGAUUACGUAACAAGUGGUCCAUGUCGGGUACUCGUUCUCACUAAGGGUGAAUCUGGGGAAGGGGUCGUGACCUUAUGGCGGGAUAUCAUUGGUCCGUUUGAUGCGGCAGUUGCUAAAGAGGAAAAUCCUGACAGCUUACGAGCCAUAUACGGCACUGAUGCCACAAGCAACGCACUCCACGGCUCCAGCUCCACGGAAGAGGCGGUCAGGGAGCUCGGAUUUUUCUUCCCGGACUUUAAACCUCCAACAUAUAGAUCGGCGAAGUCAGCAGCAUCUCGAGCAUCUGGAAGAAGAAGCAAAACACCGUCUCAAAAACCUCGGCUUCAGAGGACGCUCGCCAUCAUAAGACCAGAUGCAUUACAGGCCCAUAAAGAUUCAAUACUUCAGAAGAUUGAUGAAGCUGGUUUCAAAAUCGCGAUGCAGAAAGAGAUGGUUCUCACAAGGGAACAGGCAGAGUCGUUCUACAGCGAACACAAGGACACAGAUUACUUUGAACCACUAGUCAAGCAAAUGACGUGCGGUCCUGUCCUUGCAUUGUGUCUUGCACACGAUGAUGCAGUCGAUCAUUGGAGGUCGAUGCUUGGGCCUAAAGUAGUGGCGGAUGCUGUGGAAGAACAACCUGACAGUUUAAGAGCUCAGUUCCGUGUUGAGGAAGCAGAAGUGAACAUGUUGCAUGGAAGCGACUCAGCUGAAGCCGCAGAGGAAGAAUUAUCCAAGAUAUUUCACGUGGAACAAACAUUAGCUGUCAUUAAACCGGAUGCUAUUGAUGAGAAAGAACAAAUCAUGGGGAAACUGAAGGAAGCCGGCUUUAUGAUUUCGUGUCAGAAAGACAUGAAUCUCUCCAAGGAAAUCGCCAGUGAAAUUUAUAAAUCAAAGGAAGGGUCCGAGUAUUAUGAUCACCUUAUAGACCACAUGACCAGCGGUCCAACACUGAUGAUGGUCCUAUCUGCUGAGAAUGCAGUGGAGAAGUUACGAGAUAUAAUGGGACCUACUGAUCCAGAGGUGGCUAAGGAAUCUCAUCCGGAAUCAUUAAGAGCAAUGUUCGCCAAAUCCAUCCUUGAAAACGCCAUCCAUUCACCCUCCACCAACGAGAGUGCCCAGGAAAAAAUUAGAAUUGUUUUCGGGGACGCUCAGUUUGAUUGGGACGGUACAUUACAGGAGAACAGAUCAGACGUGAAUGACAUGCAAGCUGAGGAAGGUGAGGUGAAUGAAACAUCAGGUGAACAACCAACAGAUGAACAAAGUGGGGAAACUGAGAAAACUGAAGAAGAUGGGGAGCAUGAGGGAGCACAAAGUGAUCAACAACAGGCAGUGUCAGGUGAUAGUCAGAGCAGGCCUAACAGUAGUGAAAACGAUAGGCAGUCAAUGGGUAGCAGGGGCUCAAAGGGUAGUAGGGGCUCCAACAGAUCUGGUAAUGAUUCCCGAAAAGGGUCACCAAGGGUUUCAACUAAUGAAGGCCAUUCUCCUGAUGAUAAUAACCACAGCGAUGUGAAAUCUUCUGAAAAUGGUGAAGAUGCUGCUGAAAGUGUUAAGGAUAAUGAUAAUAGGCCACGCAGUGUAAUUGAAGUCACUGGUGACACUGUAGUUAUCAAUGAAAGUGAUGUCCUUGACCGAAAAACUCCCCAGCCUCAAGAUCCCAUACCACCAGAGCCCAAAACCCCCACACCCCCUCCCUCUAAAGCUUCACCCGUACCUGGUUCCACCCAAAGUACCCCAACCAGUCAAAGGGCCAAAUUUACCCCAACACCCCCAAGCGAACCAAAACGUCCUCGUACCCCCCGUAGUCGUUCUAGUAGCAGCAGCAGCAGUUCUAGUUCAGACAGUGAUAAAAGUGAUAGGUAAAAACCCUGUUUCAGUAAUUUUCCAUCGUGCAUUUUUAAGCAAUGGAAAAGGAAGAGUAACAACCAAAACUUCAAAAGAACUUUAUAAACUCAAACUAAAUUCAUAUAUCUUCCAAAUAAAUUGCGCUGCUUUCAAAAGCAAAUGUCGCACUGUGCAUUUUAUAUUGGUGCUUUAACACUGCAAAUUCAUGGCCAAAACUAUUUGAUUUUUCCAUUCGUUGUAACUUGUGCCUUUUAAACUGUUAUUACUGCACUGUAGAUGCACUUUAACCCCACUGUGUAGAUACUUUCGUUUAACGUUCUAUUUUUAAUACGUUUUUAGCAAAAAAAUAUACUGUAUUUUAUGAGAAUAUAUAACUGCACUCCUUCAAAAUAAAA